Molecule: messenger RNA, 1840 nt
Organism: Bemisia tabaci
Lineage: Eukaryota; Metazoa; Arthropoda; Insecta; Hemiptera; Aleyrodidae
Product: coenzyme Q-binding protein COQ10 homolog B, mitochondrial
Biological process (GO): cellular respiration
Cellular component (GO): mitochondrion
Molecular function (GO): ubiquinone binding
Source: RefSeq, a predicted model, not a curated record
GGGAAAAGUUGCUGUCAGUUACACAUCACUGGCUGUCAAUUGUCAUUGUCAUUCAGUUUGUUUGGUUUGUUUUCAAUGGCAUGCCGUCACACGAUUUUGUCGCUCAGUCGCAGAUCUUUAAACAAAAACUUCGACGAAAAUUGCUUCAGACCUCUCAGGCGGUCUGUAUCACUAUGGUCCCUAUCAAACUCGUACGAUCAUCUUCAUCAAGCACAUUUCUCAAAUGCUUGCUUAGCUGACCCUAAACUCACGCAUCAUCGAGAUUUCUUCAGUUUUCCUGGCUCGAAAAUAAGUAGAAGAAAAGAUUACAAUGGAAGGAAAUUGGUCGGUUUCUCCAUGGAAGAAAUGUUUGAUGUGGUCUCAGAUGUUGAAAACUACAGGAACUUUGUUCCUUUCUGUAAAAGAUCCGACGUCACCUUGAAGAGGGAUAAUUUCCUGCGUGGCAAGCUAGAAAUCGGAUUCCCUCCUGUGGUGGAAAGCUACACAUCCAAUGUAACUCUCGUCAAACCGAAUCUAAUUAAAGCGGAAUGUGUUGAUGGUAAAUUAUUUGACUUCCUAACUACCAGCUGGAAAUUCAGUCCGGGACUAGAAAAUAAGAAAUCCUGUGUAAUCGACUUCUCUGUUGCUUUUGAGUUCAAAUCCCUCAUUCACUCCCAACUAGCACACAUGUUUUUCAAUGAACUUGUUAGACAAAUGGAAAGUGCCUUCUUUGAUGAGGCCAAAAGGAGAUAUGGGAGACCCACCCUAACCACAACUAAACUACCUAUUGCCAAUGUAGAAAACUAUAAAAAAAUGUAAGGUUUGUAAGACUUUGGAAAAUCUCUCAGACUUGCUUGGUUGUUAGUUUCACAGAUAUCUCUCCGUAAAGGUAGUUAUCUAUCAAGAAUAUUUUAAAUGAGCCCCUAAACCACUUUUGCAAUCUCUUUUCAAUUCAUCCAAGAAGCUAUAUUGUGCUCUCAAAUCACUCUUUUUAAAAUGUUUAUCUUGAAUAUUUAUCUCCUUUUUUCUUUGGUUGCAUAUCAACAUUCUUGCGUAAAUGCUUCACAUAAAUUCAGUGCUACAAACUCUGGGAAUUCAUUUUGAAUUUUGGAACUUCCCCCGGAAUUAAUUCGCCGAGUCCAUCAUAAUCUAUUGAGAACAAAUGCCUUUGAAGUUACCCUUCUCCUUUUGAAUAUAAUAUUGUAUAAACUUGUAGGUAAGUUUGGCUGUGAAAAAAAUGAAAUGAAAGUAUUUGAGUAGAAAAUUUUGGAGACUUUAGUUUGAAUUUUUAGUUAGAGCAUAUCUAUUUGUCAUUACUUACUUCAUGACAAAAAAAAAAAAAUGAUUAAAAGAGCAGGGAAUCUUUGCAGUCUUAAGCUCACUAACAACCUGAUGAAUGGUACGUACGCGUUAUUUAUCUGCUCUCAGCUAGACAUAUGAAGCUCGAGUGACCAACUUUCAGCUGACCCUAAGUUUAGUGGUUUUUCAAUUUCUAAAAUCUGAUUGUUAACGAACAAAACCGUGAUAUUACUUUAAGCAACUUUCAACUCAGUAGUCAGCUACUUUUUCAGUUGAACCAGUAGUCUCAACAAAUCUGGAUUUUGAGUUUUUGGUUUCUUUUGAAUUUACUUCCUGUACUUUUUUCCGAAGUUCGAUUUUCCCUCAUUUUCUUAUUUUUAAGUAGAAAGGAGGAAGAUAAUUGACAAAUAAUUGACAAAUAUUUGAAUAUAAAAUUAGUCAUGCCUGCUGCAACAUUUCAAGGAAUUUUCUAAAAAAAAAAAAUUUAAAAAAUGAGGUUGGGGACAAAAGAUAGAAAAAAUCAUGAGUCCCAUUUCAGGUACGUUUACCUUUCUAAUUUGCU